Molecule: messenger RNA, 1943 nt
Organism: Pantherophis guttatus
Lineage: Eukaryota; Metazoa; Chordata; Lepidosauria; Squamata; Colubridae
Source: RefSeq, a predicted model, not a curated record
AUGGCUUCUGAUCAUCCAGCCCUUCAUCAUACUGUCCAAGAGGAUAAAACAUCUGGACAAUGCAGAAAAAGAGGAAGCUCAAACGAUUCUCCAGGUAGGCUUAGUAAGAGCACCAACAGUCAAGACAGUAGCUGUAGCAAACAUUCCAGCAAGUCUGGAAGUGCUCAGUUUACCUACUCUAAUGACUUUCAUGAUAAUGCUUCAAGAACAGCUGUCAAUGGCAGCAAGAACAGCAUUUGUUCAGAAGAGAACAUCUGUGGAACUUCUCAGAACUACUAUCACAAAGAUUUUCACUCGGAUUCCUCUAAAGCCUCCAUAAGUGAAGAGAGUGGCAGCUACACCAUCCCAUUGCCCCAAACACCAAAAACUAAAGAGCGGAAUUUACAGAAAAGAAAAAGAAAAAUGAUGUCCAUACAAAAGUUCUUUUCUUUUAAUGUAGGAGGCAAAACGUUGCCUAAAAAGAAACCUCCGCAGAAGAAGACAAUUAUUACUGACCAUAUCAUCAAUGCUCAGGAGAAGAAAAAUAAGAUAGCUUGUCAUCUAUUGUCAGCAACAGACCAUACAAUUAAAGAACUGAAAAACGAAGUGGCUGUCCUGCGGAAUAAAGUGGAGACUUUUACUACGGAAAAUAAAAUCUUGAAGUGUCUCCAGUCCCGACAUUUAAAAGCAAUCAGUAAAUACAAAAAUGCAGAGAUUAACCUGCCUGAUCUUUUGGCCACGCACGCUAAUGAAGGGCAGACUCUGAGAGCAGAUCUCAGGAAAUCUCAGGAAAAAGAGUACAAGGCUUCCAAGAAGCUGAGAGACGUUCAGGCAGAACACUUGAAUACAACGGAUGCCUUGCGGUCAUUGCAAAAUCUUUGUGAAGACAAAAAGCUUGAAGAGAGAGAAGAACUUCACCAUCAAUUAAGAUCACUUACCCAAAAAUUGGAAGAAAGGGAUAAGAAAACUCAGGAUUUGGAAAAGCAGCUCGCAUCGAACACUGCCUUUUUUCGACAUAAAUUAGCAGUUGAGGAAAAAAAGAUCAUUGAAGCUCAGUCAAGCAGAGCAAAUUUAGAAGUAGAAAUCGAGUCGCUGAAGCUAAAACUUAAGGAAAGAGAACGAGAACUAAACAUUACAAAUAUUUAUGCACACCGGAUGCGCAAAGGUCAGCCAGAGAAAGCCGAUUCACGUUCUUCUCCAAAAGGAAUUGAAAACCAACAGAGAGGUGAAAGAAGUAGUUAACAUAGCUAAAAAACAUGUCCCUGAAACAGGAGUUCAUCUCCCUGGAAUAUUAUCAGUGCACAACAUUUCAAACAGGACAUUCUUGGGAUUCCAAAGUGAAGAGAUCUGCCCAAGAGUAGAAAAAAAUACCCAGUAUGAAAAUAUAGAAAGACACAAGAACAGGAGAGAAAAGCAAAGGUUGGAACUAUUGAACGCAGAAUUUGAGAUAUUAAAGACCGAACCAGUUGAAAAACAGGAAAACGAGGAAGAUAAAGAGGGACAAAGAAACUGUUUGUGACAUAUUAACAAUAGAAACACCAUCUACCUCUAAAAAACAGUAUGUAUUUUCAGAGGCCAUUCAAAAUUUACAUCAGGGAUAUCCUUCAACAGGUCCAAAGAUACCCAGUAUGAAAAUAUAGAAAGACAUAAGAAUAGGAGAGAAAGGCAAGGGUUGGACCUAUUGAACGCAGAAUUUGAGAUAUUAAAGACUGAACCAGUUGAAAAACAGGAAAAUGAAGAAGAUAAAGAGACAAAAGAAUCUGCUUGUGACAUAUUAACAAUCGAAACACCAUCCACCUCUAAAAAACAGUAUGUAUUUUCAGAGGCCAUUCAAAAUUUACAUCAGGGAUAUCCUUCAACAGGUCCAAAGAUACUAAGAUACUAAUACUAAGAGCAAAAGGAAGCAGGUGAAUAAGAUUGAUCACUACUAUCCAUACUCACUCCUCAGGGCAACAUUGUCACAU